AUGAAGAUGAUGAUGAGUAGCAGUAGCAGAAGCAGCAGCAGCAGUAGUAGUAGUAGUUAUACUAGAGACCAAAAUAAUCGAUAUGCACAUACGAAAAUUGGGAAGAAAUUAAAAGGUGGUGAUGAAAAUGGUGUUGCAAACAGAAAGGCAUUAAAUCGAGAGAAGAUCAUUGCUAUGCAACAAGAUGUGGAAAAGCUAAGAACGAAGCUUAGACAUGAAGAGAACAUUCACCGAGCUAUGAAAAGAGCGUUUAACAGACCUAUUGGAUCACUUCCUCGUCUUCCUCCGUUUCUCCCUCCACCGAUCGUGGAGCUACUUGCGGAAGUGGCUGUUCUUGAAGAGGAAAUUGUUCGGUUAGAAGAACAUAUUGUGCAUUUCAGGCAAGAAACGUAUCAAGAAGUAGCUAUUACAUCUUCAUCGAAAACGAACUUAAAAUGCUCGGCCGAUCUUCCUAAGUCUAAGUUAGCUUCCAGUAAUGCUAGAGAAUUAAAUCACCACUUUCGUGUGAGGUUUUAA
Messenger RNA from Microthlaspi erraticum, 516 nucleotides. Lineage: Eukaryota; Viridiplantae; Streptophyta; Magnoliopsida; Brassicales; Brassicaceae. The record is from the annotation of a GenBank genome assembly.